This is a messenger RNA of Penaeus vannamei (Pacific white shrimp), 820 nucleotides long. RefSeq names its product mitochondrial ribosomal protein L12 (gene mRpL12). The record is from RefSeq and is a predicted model, not a curated record. Gene Ontology annotation, cellular component: ribosome; mitochondrial large ribosomal subunit. Gene Ontology annotation, biological process: translation. Gene Ontology annotation, molecular function: structural constituent of ribosome; mRNA binding. NCBI's taxonomy places the organism in Eukaryota, Metazoa, Arthropoda, Malacostraca, Decapoda, Penaeidae.
UUUCCUUCACAUGUUCGGUCCUCGCCGCUACGUAAACAUUGUGUGAGGAGAGCCGGGGAAUCAGGCAUUAUGCAAGCUUCUAAAUUUCUUGUAGGGACCAAUUACACAGCACUGACAUGCUGCUUGAGACAAAAAUUAUGGAAGCAAUCUGCUGUAUAUGGAUCAAAAUGUCAACGUCGCUUCCAGAGUGCCGAGGCACUGUCUGUCCCAACUGCAGAAGGGGCACCCAAGGUUUACCCUGAAAAGAUUCAAUCAAUUGUGUCCCAGAUCUCCCAGCUAACACUUGUGGAGGUAGCAGAUUUGAAUGAAUUGCUGAAGAAGACUCUAAACAUUUCUGAUGCCCCAGUGAUGGCUUUUGGUGCUGGAAUGCCAGCAGCAGCUCCAGCACAGGAGGAAGAGGAUGAAGAGGCAGCAGCUCCAAAGAAAGUUCAGACAAGUUUCACUAUCAAGAUGAUGAAGUUCGAUACUGCAAAGAAGGUAGCACUGAUCAAGGAAGUCAAGGCCUUGCUUGAUGGCAUGAACCUUGUCCAGGCAAAGAAGUUCGUUGAAAGCUGUCCUACAGUUGUGAAAGCUGACAUUCCUAAGGAUGAAGCUGAAAAGCUGAAAGAAGCCCUUUCAGCAGUUGGUGCUGAGUGUGUAAUUGAAUAGAAUAUUUGUUUGUUCAUAAUUUGAAGACAAAGAUCAGUCAUUGGAAAAUUAAUACUUCUUGUUUGUGGAAUGACUCAUGUAAAUAGGCAGUAUGAUACCUGUAUUGAAAGAAAUAUGAUUGUAUGUUUUUUUUUUGUUAACAUAAUUAGCUUUCAAUAAAAUAAUGAAAGUU